Penicillium mononematosum is the source of this 381-nucleotide messenger RNA. RefSeq lists its product as uncharacterized. The coding region runs from base 1 to 381 and encodes 126 amino acids. The record is from RefSeq and is a predicted model, not a curated record. The transcript has a single exon. NCBI's taxonomy places the organism in Eukaryota, Fungi, Ascomycota, Eurotiomycetes, Eurotiales, Aspergillaceae.
AUGGAGAACACCAACCGAAAAAUCCAAAGAGCUGUGUGCACGCAGAAAGGAGACACCAGUAACAGUGAUUCUCAUGAUAUGCUUGACCCGACUCCUACGCCUUCAAGGGACAGACUGCGCAGUACAUCGUCGCCGUUGGGCAUUAUCUGGCUCUCAACUCCAAAAGUAUUCGUUUUCAACAGGGAUGCUGGUACACUAUCGGUUGUCUGCGAAAUACCUAGCACCAUUAAUAAAGAGGCUAGUUGUCGAGUCUUCUCGGCUAUCAAGAAAGGGACUAGCUGUCAAACCCCUAGCGCCGUCAGCACGGAUGCAGUCGGCCAACCCGUCAAUAAGCCUGUCGGCCAGACUACCGGUGCUUUCAACAAGGUCGCUGUCGGUUAA